GAGUCAUCAUCAUCACGAUUUGAUGUUCCCGAUCGCUCCAAAGGAAAAGACAUGUAAACUUGACGUGGAAAGGAAUAUGGCUACUGCAGGCUGACGAAGAAAGCAGCCAAACCUGAAACCACCCUCCCAAUCAAGACCAACGGGGAUCCCAAUUCCCAGUCAGCAAACAGAGAAACAGGAGAGAAAUCAAAUCAAAUUAAUAAAAGGAAGGAACUCCCCAACCCAACCCAACCCACCCGAAGACGGAACGGAACAGAAGCAGCCGGCGUGGAGGAGAACAUGGGGUGGGCAAUCGCUCUUCAUGGCGGCGCCGGCGACAUUCCACGCUCACUUUCCCCUGACCGCCGCCUCCCUCGCGAGGCCGCUCUCCGCCACUGCCUCCAACUCGGCGUCUCCGCUCUCCAAUCCCACGCCCACCCUCUCGACGUCGUCGAACUCGUGGUUUGCGAAUUAGAGAACCACCCGCAGUUCAAUGCUGGAAAGGGAUCGGUGUUGACCACUGACGGGACAGUUGAGAUGGAAGCCUGCAUCAUGGACGGCAAAACUAUGAGGUGCGGAGCUGUCUCUGGGCUAACCACUGUUGUCAACGCCGUAUCGGUGGCGAGGCUAGUCAUGGACAAGACUCCUCACAUUUAUCUUGGGUUCCAAGGUGCAGAAGCUUUCGCUAGGGAACAUGGGCUAGAGACUGUGGAUCCAAGUCAUUUCAUUACUCCGGAAAAUAUUGAGAGGUUGAAGCAGGCAAAAGAAGCCAACAGAGUCCAGAUUGAUUACACACAACCCAUAAAACAAGAUGAGAAGAGUGAAGUUCUGGCUGCUAAUGGUGGCAGUGGAGAUAGCCAAAUUGGAACGGUGGGGUGUGUGGCAGUUGAUAGGGAUGGGAACUUAGCAACCGCAACUUCGACAGGCGGGCUUGUGAACAAAAUGGUGGGAAGGAUUGGGGACACCCCAGUCAUAGGUGCAGGGACCUACGCCAACAGCUACUGUGCGGUUUCCGCCACGGGGAGAGGGGAAGCAGUGAUUCGUGCUACUGUUGCUAGAGAUGUUGCUGCUCUUAUGGAGUAUAAGGGCCUGUCUCUCCAGGAAGCGGCAGCUUAUGUCGUGGGCGAGCGUGUUCCUCAAGGCACUGCUGGCUUGGUGGCUGUCUCUGCCUCUGGGGAAGUCACCAUGCCCUUCAAUACCACCGGCAUGUUUCGAGCCUGCGCCACUGAAGAUGGCUACACGGAGAUCGGAAUAUGGCCCACUGAACAAGAAUGACUCUGUCACAUCUUUUUUAAGGGCUGUGUGGUUUGUUUCAGCUUGUUUUAUACAUUUGGCAUUGAUCAAGGUUAUGUUUUGUGAUGAGUUUGUUAGCACUUGCCAUUGCUUCACAUCUAUCAUCUAUGUGCGCGUUGAGGGUCCUGGGUUGAAUUCAAGGAGGUGGUGGACCACGUAAAAAUACAACAAAUGCAGAUUUUUGGCUGGAAACCUAAAAAAUAAAUAUGAGUCAGUCUUAAAAUGUUUUUACCUUGUUUUGAACGAUUAAGUUUAUAUUAUCAAAGGUUGUGCUAGAAAUUUAAUUGAAGC
Molecule: messenger RNA, 1563 nt
Organism: Linum tenue
Lineage: Eukaryota; Viridiplantae; Streptophyta; Magnoliopsida; Malpighiales; Linaceae
Source: the annotation of a GenBank genome assembly